AUGUUGUACUUCCAGUUGGUGAUCAUGGCCGGGACCGUCAUGCUGGCCUACUACUUUGAGUGCACCGAUACCUUCGGGGUGCGCGUGCGGGGAUUCUUUUGCUACGACACGACCUACACCAAGCCCUACCUCGGACCGGAGGAGCGCAGCGCCGUCCCGCCCGUCCUGCUAUACGCCGUGGUGGCGGUGCUGCCCACGCUGCUGAUCGCAGCAACCGAGGCGGUGCUGUUCCUGCUCCAGUACACCUCCAAAGAGUUUGACCGAUCGGAGAAGACGGUUGCCACGGGAGACUGCUGCUAUCUCAACCCACUGGUGCGCAGGACGUUCCGUUUCCUCGGAGUUUACAGCUUCGGUCUCUUCGCCGUUGACAUCUUUGCCAACGCGGGCCAGGUGGCGACGGGGAACCUGGCACCAUAUUUCACGAGCGUCUGUAAGCCGAACUACACAGCGCUGGGCUGCCGCGGGGCCCCGCGCUACAUCGGCCGGCGGGAAGCCUGCACGGGAGACCGGGAGGACGUCCUGCGCGCCCGCAAAACCUUCCCGUCCAAGGAGGCUGCCCUCAGCGCUUAUGCGGCGCUCUACCUGGCCAUGUACGUGACGUGCGCGGUGCGGGUGGAGGGCAGCCGCCUGGCCAAGGCCGUCCUGUCGCUGGCCCCGCUGUGUCCGGCUUUCCUCACGGGACUGAAUCGCAUCGCCGAAUACCGCAACCACUGGGCCGACGUCAUCGCGGGCUUCGUGAUCGGCGCUGCCGUCGCCACCUUCUUGGUGGUGUGCGUGGUCCACUAUUUCCAAGGAAAGUUGCUGCUGAACGACGACGUCCCGACGCGGCCCCACGCGGCACUUGCGGGCAAGGGCCGGCUGGGCGGAGAGUCCUCUGGACAAGUACAUGGCCUCGCAGAAUCACAUCGCCUUUGCUGAGGUCACAUGACACGGAGCCGGACCGCGCCGCUUUUCGCCAAGCCAUCCGGCUAGCCCAAAAAGCCGCUGCUCUCCUCCUCUCCGUCUUCGUCUUCUCCCUCCUGUUUUCACAUAGCCAUCGAUCCAUAUGAAGCGUACAUCUCAAGAAGGAAAAAAGAAAGUUGCAGUUCCUACCUUUCCAAUGCGCACCGAGCCCUGUUGAAAGUAGGCCAACCACGACCUCCGACCCCGUCCUUUCCAAAUGAAGCUCUUCACUUGAACGGAGCGCCAAAGCCUCCAAGCCCCUUCUCCGUCGCCCAACGGCCAAAAGGAAGCGGAAGAGUGCGUCGCUCAAGGGCGGCUUCCGGGGCGCUCCGAACUAAACGUUCCCAUUUUCAUCUCGUCACCGCGGCUUCAGGCCUUCGCGGACACGCAACGCGGACUCGGACUGACGCCACCCGCCCGCGAUCGUGUCGCGUUAUGACCGUCGGCGAACGAGUCUCCGUUUUGCACGGCUUGGCGUCGAGACCGCGAUUUCUCGGAGGACUCGACGGUCUUUCCCGGGAAAAGACGGCCCGUGUCCAAGACGCUUUGCACUGUGAGGAGCAAACGUUCGCGAUCUCAGGAAACCCAAGUCGCCGCCCACCCAAAAUGUUGCUUCGCGAUCAUUCGUGAGAAGCCAACCAGCGCGACGAUCGCUUCCUCCAUUUUCAGGUGACUCCGACGAUCACCGGCGAUGCACGUGGAUCGAUGAUUUCAGUCGUACGGUCUAUAUAGCCCAAGCUCGAAAGCGCUUUUGAAAGCCGAGCGAAUGGCCAGAAGCGCGCGCCUUCUCCAAACGCGUCUUGGACGGACUCGGCGGCGGCUCGCGAUGCUCGACGUCCGUUCAAGUGCCGCGCUCCGCGUGCAUCUUCUCCUCUUGGCUCAGCGUUUGUUUGCCCAAAAGGGAGCCUCCUUUGCAUGGACCUUGUUCCCCCUAGUGAGCCGCGCUCUCGCGCCUGUGUUGUGUGCGUUUGUCCUUUCAAAAACUGGAUGGGAAACCCGGAGUGAAUAAAAGCAAAAGGCUUCAAGCAAUCUAAA
This is a messenger RNA of Hippocampus zosterae (dwarf seahorse), 1977 nucleotides long. RefSeq names its product phospholipid phosphatase-related protein type 5-like. Gene Ontology annotation, molecular function: phosphatidate phosphatase activity. The transcript is spliced from 6 exons. The record is from RefSeq and is a predicted model, not a curated record. The coding region runs from base 1 to 918 and encodes 305 amino acids. Lineage: Eukaryota; Metazoa; Chordata; Actinopteri; Syngnathiformes; Syngnathidae. Gene Ontology annotation, biological process: phospholipid dephosphorylation; phospholipid metabolic process; signal transduction.